Molecule: messenger RNA, 657 nt
Organism: Dermacentor silvarum
Lineage: Eukaryota; Metazoa; Arthropoda; Arachnida; Ixodida; Ixodidae
Product: retinal homeobox protein Rx-like
Exons: 3
Coding region: 1-657 (218 amino acids)
Biological process (GO): regulation of transcription by RNA polymerase II
Molecular function (GO): RNA polymerase II transcription regulatory region sequence-specific DNA binding; DNA-binding transcription factor activity, RNA polymerase II-specific
Source: RefSeq, a predicted model, not a curated record
AUGCUACACGAGGUGUCCCCUGCCGCGCGCGAUGCCGGCGUUUGCGGCGGCGGCGGCGUCAAGCAGCCCGCGCCGUCGACCAAGGGCGUCGAGCGUCGACUCGUGCACGCCUACUCGAUCGACGCAAUCCUGGGACUUGACAAGUCGGCGACGUGCGCCGAGGAACGACGCCGGGCGCCCGUGCUCUGCCAUGCCGGGAUGCCGCGAUGCGGUUCACCCGCGGGCACGGACAGCGGGUCGGACACGGCGAGCAACGCCGGCCUAGAAGUCUCUAGCGGGCCCGAACUGUCGCCCGGAACCGGAAGUCGCGGAAGUCCCGGCCCGGAAGGCGCGACGACGCAUCUGCCUGCUGAAGGGACGUCGCCCGCGCCGGGUGGUUCCGGAUCUUCUUCCUCGCUGUCCCCGGCGGGCGGUGGUGCAGCGGGCUCCAAGAAGAAGCACCGGCGCAACCGCACAACUUUCACCACGUUCCAACUCCACGAGCUGGAGAGGGCGUUCGAGAAAUCCCACUACCCGGACGUGUACAGCCGAGAGGAGCUGGCCAUGAAGGUCAACCUGCCGGAAGUCAGGGUGCAGCACGAAUUCCACCACGUACUAACAAAGAUGACGGGUCCGGACAUACAGAUCAAUUCAAGCAUAGUUCAUAGUCAAGCAUAG